GUAGCUCACAGCUUUUGACGGUUCGUGUAGUGUGCUAUGCACCGUGCUGCGCCGUACCGAACGGUCGCUCACUCGCUUCGUCGAUUCGUCCAUUAGUUUGGAGUUGGAAGUUGGAAGUUGGCAGUUGGCAGGUGAGCCGGCCGGGUAGCUGAGCCGUGAAUCGUUGGUUCGUUCGCAAUUAUAGUCAGACAGUCGGUCGUACAAUCGAAUUUUUUUAAAAAGUGUGUGAAAUUAGUCGUGAGGAGAGUAUAACGCGAGAAAUAGGAUAGAUGAUGAAUGUGCUGAGGAGAGAGUGUGGUGCGCGUGUAUACUCCUCGACUCUCACUCGACGAAUUUUAUCCCGAUAGAGACGUUUUUUUCACUUGGACUUCUUUCGAGGCUCCCCACUCGUGAACGUUGGAUUCGAAAUAGUGGCGGGCCGAUGACGUCUUUCAAAAACUGUUGAACCACUCAGCUGCCGGUACACGUCCAUUCGUCGAUCCAUCCAUCCAACUUAAUACCGUCGUUGCCUUCGCUUUGACUCGGCUUUGAAAAUUUGACGAUAUCAAAAAUGGUUGCAAGAAUAUUUGCGGCCCAUGGCCGUUUCUGCGCUAGUCAUUCCCUCGAGGUUAUCGUCGGUACAUUGACCUUGACUGCGUGUAUGUUGACCUUGGAAACCGGAAGUAACCAUCAGCGAGAGAAGAGUCUUCACACGGCCGGUAAACAUUGCUGGAACGGUCGCUGCAGCGGGGAUGACCUGAAUGCAGCCGAUAUGAUCGUUAUGACGAUUAUUCGAUGCCUGGCUGUACUCUACAGUUACUAUCAGUUUUGCAAUCUCCACAAAUUGGGGUCCAAGUAUAUUCUCGGUAUUGCCGGACUCUUCACCGUCUUUUCCAGUUUUAUAUUUACAUCAAGUGUGGUGAAUUUUCUCCAAAGCGACAUCUCAGAUUUGAAAGACGCACUUUUCUUCUUUCUCCUCCUGAUCGACCUCUCAAAGGCCGGGGUGUUAGCGCAAUUAGCCCUGAGUUCAAGGAGCCAGGAGGAAGUCCGGGCGAAUAUUGCUCGCGGUAUGACUUUGCUGGGUCCGUCAAUAACGCUGGAUACACUAGUCGAGACACUUCUCAUCGGCAUUGGAACCUUGUCAGGAGUUAGAAGAUUAGAAAUAUUAUGCUGCUUUGCUUGCCUGAGCGUCAUUGUGAACUACGUUAUAUUUAUGACCUUCUAUCCGGCAUGUUUGUCUCUUAUUCUUGAGCUGUCCAGAGGAAGUAUCACCAUCGGCCAACUCAGCGCCGACAAAAUGUUACUGAUGCAUUCUCUCCACGAAGAAGAUCAAAAGCCAAAUCCUGUUGUUCAACGUGUCAAGUUAAUUAUGAGCGCCGGUCUCAUAUUGGUCCAUGCCCAUAGUCGUUGGCCAUUCAAACAUGAAGAUUGCGCAGAUGUAGCAGAAGGAACGAUAUCACAAGUAAAUUCUUACAUAGUCGUGAAUAAUCAUAACGAUACUGAAGUGCCAACGGAUCUUCACGAAUACUUUAUGAAGUGGCUGUCAGUCAGUGCAGAUCAUAUUGUUAUUUUGAUACUGCUUCUUACGCUGGCUAUAAAGUUUAUAUUCUUUGAAGACAAGGGUGAGCUUACCGAGCAGCUCAGACUAACCGAAGAAAGAGAGGAACAACAGAGAAUUAGCGAAGAAAAUAUGCAAACAACUGCACUAGAUGUUUCUCUUCAGCAAAGAUUUGGCGCACCGCUACCUGUGAUGCAUACACCUGUGUUUCCAAUUUCUGGAAUGAAUGGAGAAUGGGUCGAAGUUGGCGACGAGAUGCAAGUCAAAUUCUUCGACAAAGAGGUUCAGACAGAAAAAAGCAUUCCGUACUCGCAAAACUUUCCUGAAUCUAAUACAGAUAAUUCACAAGAUACACCCGAAACGACAAGGAGUGUUGAAGAAUGUCUGGCCAUUUAUAAAUCUGAGUUGGGUGCGAGCGCGCUGACAGACUCCGAAGUCAUACAACUCGUGCAACACAAAUACAUUCCAGCAUAUCAGCUUGAGAAAGCAGUUGGGGAUAUGGAAAGAGGAGUUAAUUUGCGCCGUACGAUCGUUGGAAGGGCUGGAAAAUUCCUGGAUCAUCUGUCGGAUUUGCCGUACAAAAACUACGACUAUUCAAAAGUGUUGGGUUCUUGCUGUGAGAAUGUGAUUGGAUACAUACCGAUACCGGUUGGAAUAGCCGGACCUUUACUGGUCGAUGGUGAAUUGAUUCAUGUUCCAAUGGCGACAACAGAGGGCUGUCUAAUCGCCUCCACAAAUCGUGGAAGCAGGGCUCUCCUGAAGUGUGGAGUGACAAGCCGAGUAGUCGCAGAUGGCAUGACUAGAGGACCCGUAGUUCGAUUUCCAAAUAUAUCUCGAGCAAGUGAAGCGAUGACAUGGAUGCAGGACGAGCAGAACUUUGCAACGAUGAAAAGUUCAUUUGAUUCGACGAGCAGAUACGCAAGAUUGACAAGAAUACACAUUCGCAUAGCAGGCAGACUGUUGUUCAUAAGAUUUGUAGCGAAAACCGGUGAUGCUAUGGGUAUGAAUAUGCUCUCGAAAGGUACAGAAAAAUCUCUACAAGCGGUGCAGAAAAUUUUUACAGACAUGGAGAUUCUGUCACUAAGCGGAAACUUUUGUACCGACAAGAAGCCGGCUGCUGUCAACUGGGUUGAAGGCAGAGGGAAGAGCGUUGUCUGUGAAGCCAUCGUUCCAGCGGAUAUCGUCACCACAGUACUGAAGACCUCGGUCCAUGCGCUUGUCGAUGUUAAUAUCAGUAAAAACUUAAUUGGAUCUGCUAUCGCAGGCAGCAUAGGCGGUUACAAUGCGCACGCAGCGAACGUUGUGACAGCCAUAUACAUUGCCACGGGACAGGAUCCGGCCCAAAAUGUAGGAAGCAGUAAUUGCAUGACCAUCAUGGAGCCCUGGGGGCCUGAUGGAAAUGAUUUGUAUGUAUCCUGCACAAUGCCAAGCAUUGAAAUUGGCACUGUUGGAGGCGGGACUGGAUUGCCCGCUCAGGGUGCUUGUUUGGGAGUACUUGGAGCCAAAGGCGCCCAUCCAGAAACUCCUGGUGAAAAUGCUAGCAAAGUUGCCAGAGUUGUCUGCGCCACUGUACUUGCCGGAGAGUUAUCCUUGAUGGCGGCUCUCACUGCAGGACAUCUAGUCAAAAGUCAUCUCCGACAUAACAGAUCGUCUACGGCAAUGAGUAACCCGGUGAAUUUAAACAGAACGAGUAUGGGUGGAAACUUGACAGUGCCAAAUCUUAUCCCACCUAUAGAACCUCAAUGCACAGAACCAGCACGACAGUCCUAGCAGAGCCUUUAAUACUUGUGUGAUUGUAUUAACGUAAAGAAAUAAGAAACAAGAACAGACGAGUUGUGCGAAGCAGUGAACGAUUCGUUGUUCCAAAGAGCAGCAAUGACUCUCUCUCUCUCUCUCAAUCUCAGGAUACACACUGUAAUUGUCACAUGAGAAGAAAUCCGUUUGUUCCAGAGAAGAAUAAUUCUACGAAACACCCAUUACGUCUCAUUGUCAGAGCAAUUAAAUCAAAUAUCUUAUUAUAUAAUGGUAAUAAAUAAUAAUAAUGAUAACGACAAUGAUAUCGACUUGCGGAUGGUUAUCGUUAGAAACACUCUUGUCAAACGUAUUAGAAGUAACAUGUAAUUACAUACUUGAAGAUAAAGAAAUCAUCAACUGUUAUUUUAAUUAAGAAAAAACUUUGAAAAAUUUUAAUAAUAACAAUAAUCGGAUGUACGAGGCAAACAUUGCCGAGACAUGUGCAUAAAUAUUUAAUAUAUUCUAUUUUACUUUUAUUAAAUAUAUUGCGUCACCUUUUAGUGAGAAUUGGCUUCUUGCAUACUUUUUGUAUUUACAUUAGAAUGCUUAAUUUCAAGGGUUAUUCGAACUGUGCGACUGAUUUAAAUGUUCGAUUAAUAUAAAGUCGAGCAUAUAUAGAUAUAUAUAUAGGUGCAACGUUUUGCAUACUGAUUGAAGAAAUGGUGGUGCAAUUAUUAUUAAUAUUAUUUCUUUAAUCAAAGACAAUAUCGCCAUGAUUCCGAUUACAGUAUAUGUUUGAAAAAAUGAAGUAUAUAUACACAUAUAUAUAAAUAUUACGAACAAGGAAUUGCGACAUAUAUAUAUAUAUAUA
Messenger RNA from Neodiprion virginianus, 4142 nucleotides. It is a transcript of the gene Hmgcr, whose product is annotated as 3-hydroxy-3-methylglutaryl-coenzyme A reductase. Gene Ontology annotation, molecular function: protein binding; NADP binding; hydroxymethylglutaryl-CoA reductase (NADPH) activity. The record is from RefSeq and is a predicted model, not a curated record. Gene Ontology annotation, cellular component: peroxisomal membrane; endoplasmic reticulum membrane. Bases 551 to 3307 code for a protein of 918 amino acids. The transcript has 9 exons. NCBI's taxonomy places the organism in Eukaryota, Metazoa, Arthropoda, Insecta, Hymenoptera, Diprionidae. Gene Ontology annotation, biological process: isoprenoid biosynthetic process; sterol biosynthetic process; coenzyme A metabolic process.